This is a messenger RNA of Blepharisma stoltei, 1627 nucleotides long. The record is from the annotation of a GenBank genome assembly. Lineage: Eukaryota; Ciliophora; Heterotrichea; Heterotrichida; Blepharismidae.
AUGGAACAAUCCCAAGAUAACCCAGUUUCAGCAAGCACUCGAUUUCACCAAAAAAAUCAAGGCAACGAAAAAGGACUUUUUGGAAAUAGUAUUCUAAACAACUACCAAUGCAAAUCGUGUAGAAAAAUUUUGUCCUCUAAUUCCCCCCUCCGUGAGUGAACAAAACCAUUAGAAAAAUUCCUAUUUUUUGCCCAAAAACCCCACCCUUCGUGAGUGAACAAAAUUUUUUUUUGAUAGAAAAAAUUUUUUUAUGAAAAAAAUUUUAUAAGGAUCCCCCCCCUCAUUUGUCCAAUUUUCUAGUCUUUUAUCAUUUGUCCAAUUUUCUAGUCUUUUUUUUAUAGGAAAAAAAAAUUGUUUUAGUACCUCAUUUCAUUUGUCCAAUUUUCUAGUCAAAAUUUUGAUAGAAAAAAAAAAAUUUUCAGGACCUCAAUUGUCUCAUUUUCUAGUUUUUUAAAGUAAAAAACUAAAAUUUAAGAGAUUCGAAAAAAUCCAAAAAAGACUAGAAAAUGGGACAAAUCAUUUUUAACUAGAUUUUGGACAAAUGAGGUCCUGAAAAUUUUUUUUAUCCUAUAAAAAAAGACUAGAAAAUUGGACAAAUGAGGGGGAGCAAUCCUUAUUUGCAUCAUUCAGGUAAUCAUCACUAGCAUCAUCUACAGGUGUAAAAUAAGGCAUGCUCAAAGCCACUUCAUAUAAUGAUCCCCUCUCUCAUUUGUCCAAUUUUCUAGUCUUUUAUCAUUUUGUCCAAUUUUCUAGUCUUUUAUCAUUUGUCCAUUUUUUCUAGUCUUUUUUUUUAUAGGAUAAAAAAAUUUUUAGGGACCUCAUUUCAAUUGUCCAAUUUUCUAGUCAAAAUUUUGAUAGACAAAAAAUAUUUUUCAGGACCUCAAUUGUCUUAUUUUCUAGUUUUUUUAAAGUAAAAAACUAAAAUUUAAGAGAUUCGAAAAAAUCCAAAAAAGACUAGAAAAUGGGACAAAUCAUUUUUAACUAGAUUUUGGACAAACGAGGUCCUGAAAAUUUUUUUUAUCCUAUAAAAAAAAGACUAGAAAAUUGGACAAAUGAGGGGGGGGAUCCUUAUAUAAGUGAUAAUUAGUAUAAUAAAAUCUCGAGCUAAUUCUGCUUAAUUUUAAGCAAAUUGCGUUUUAAAACAUAAAUUUUAUAAAAAUAAAUUAAAUAUUUUGCUUCCCAAUUUUUGCAAAUUAGGAUUUUUUAAAAUUUCGAAAAAAAAAUUCUAUAAAAUUUAUCUAUCAAUUUUUAAAAAAAAAUAACCCCCUCCGUGAGUGAACAAACUUUUUUUGUCACUCACGGAGGGUGGGGGAGUAAGCAAAACCUCAAAGAACAUAUGUACAUCCACACCGGUGAAAAACCAUAUGUUUGUAAGGAGCCUGGCUGUGGGCAGACAUUCAGGCAAGGUAGUCAGCUUUCCGCUCAUAGAAGAGUCCAUACGGCUAUUCGGACCUUGUCAAACACAAGUUCAGAAACAAUAUACUUAAAGGUAAAAUUUAUAUAGCUAACUUCCCUAUUGCUUAAAGCAGAAUUUUUAUCAGAAAGUGUAAAUUAUAAUUAUCCAGAGCCAUCCUCAAUGGAUCAGCCACUGAUUUCUUUGCCUCCAAUCAAAGCUCCUCAACAAUAA